AUAUAUUUAUUAGUGAUUUAUUUAUAUACAUGUGAUUAAAACACAUACACACCUAAAAAAAAUAUUCAAAAAAAAAAUGAUUUUCAAUAGACAAUAUUCAGGACAUACUGUCCAAACAAUACUACCGGUGCUCGUAGUAUGCCUAUUAUCAACCACCACCACUACCAUCAUAACUGGCCAAAUAGUACAGCAACAAACAACUGAGAUCAGCGUCACUACCCUAACCCCGGAGGCCAUAUGUCACGGCCAUAACAACUCGUGCGGCGAUUGUGUAUCAAACACCGGGUGCUACUACUGUAAGCCCAACAAUACAUGUCUGGUCUAUUUGAAAGGUUUGCAUCCGUUCAGCCAGUGUGCAGCCGGUAAACCCGAGGACACUGCUUACGGUACCUGUCUGGUCAAUUCACGUACACUCCUGAUAGUACUACUAUCGGUAGGCCUAUCCCUGGUUGUAGUCGGUGUCUGUCUAUGCUGUUGGUUGUGCGCCUGUUGUCGCGAUUGUCGACGCAGACAACUGGCCCGUCAAUGGGAUCGUUGGCAACUACAGCGCCAGGAUAUGAGUGCCGAACACGAGGAACGCCGUAAACAGCGGGAAAUGCAAAGACAACAGAUCCGCCAAAAGUACGGUCUAAGCAAUGAUAAUAAUAAUCCGUAUUCAAAGUUUUAAAUUUUUUUUAUUAUUUUAAAAAUUUAUUUGAAAAAAACAAUUUUGAUUUAUCUAUCUUAUAAAAAAAUUAAUGAUAAAAUUAUUAUAA
Molecule: messenger RNA, 755 nt
Organism: Oppia nitens
Lineage: Eukaryota; Metazoa; Arthropoda; Arachnida; Sarcoptiformes; Oppiidae
Product: pituitary tumor-transforming gene 1 protein-interacting protein-like
Exons: 1
Coding region: 77-667 (196 amino acids)
Biological process (GO): protein import into nucleus
Cellular component (GO): cytoplasm; nucleus
Source: RefSeq, a predicted model, not a curated record